AUGUCAGUGAUCGAUAUUUCAGCAGAUUGGCAGGAUGAAUUCGGUCAGAAUGGUUCCGAGAUAUUGCAAUCACCUCGUGAUGACAGUUCGGUGAAUUUGGAAUCACCGCGAACCGAGGAGCAGUCGCAGUUCGACUCAACUCCUGAUGAGCCUUCUCAACCUCAGAAUAAUGCUGAUCAAGACCAGUUAGUUUUGCUGAAUCAGUUGAAAUUAUAG
Anisakis simplex (herring worm) is the source of this 216-nucleotide messenger RNA. The record is from the annotation of a GenBank genome assembly. Lineage: Eukaryota; Metazoa; Nematoda; Chromadorea; Rhabditida; Anisakidae.